AUGGAAGAACAUGAAAGUCAGGUCCUCCAGGUUGAAUGUAGCAUGGAAUGCUCUCUGCUUGGUGAACAAGAGCAAAGUCACUCAGCAGGUACUGAUAUAGUUCAUGGUAGAUGGUAUUUAUUAUAGAAUUGCAUAAUUGAGUAAAAUCACGCAUUCUGAUUGGUUAACGAAGAGAGGUAUUCAGUGUGGAAUUGCGAGUUGAAAAAACGAGGCUAAGGGAUGUUUUUUUUCAAGCAUCUCACGUAACAACUAUCGUCAAAUUGUAACACAACAACUACAAAAAGGUUUUCUACAAUGUCAUUUUAAAAUGUUUUCAAAAUCAUUGUCACCUUUUGUAUAUCCUUUCUUAACAUACUGUAAUGUCGCCUGGUCCUCCACCUACUGUUCCAGCCUAAACUGUAUUUACCUUUUGCAAAAGCGUCUAGUGCGGCUCAUAAGAAAAGCUCACUAUCUAGCAAAUACCGCCCCUUUGUUUAGCCAGCUUAAAGUCCUUGACAUAUUUAGUAUUAAUUCAUUUUCUGUCACUACUUUUUAUGUAUUCUUAUCACCAUAAUCUUUUUGCCUAGUAGCUUUUCGAGACUUGUUCUUAAGUAGUAAUCAAGUCCAUCAAUACCAAAAUUCGACUGGCCUCUCAGUAUAGACCUCAUUUUUGUAGAUCAAAUAUAAAGCAAUUCAGCAUCCUUUACCGAGGACCUAAAAUCUGGAAUUUGUUGCCUGUUUCACUAAUUAGCUCUCCUUCUAUAUUUGUUGUUAAAAAAAAAUUUAAAGAAUUAUCUCACUGAUAGCCGAUCUGUCGCUAAUUUUCUGAUCUUGCUCACUCUGCACUCAGCCAUGAAUUUAGUUCUCUAGGUAGUUGAAGGAAGCCUAUUAAUAUAAGCUUCAAGCUUCGUUAGACUUCCUUGUCACAUUAAUUUUAUAAUUUAAUGAACACCUUUUGUUUAUGUUGUAUAAGGUGUUGUGAGUGACUAAAUAAAUAAAUAGUUAAAAACAAACAAAAGCAUUUUUUAAAAAGUGAUCCGGAGGUUCUUUCUUGUUUUGAACUAAACUACAAAUUCUUGGAGAGGUAUAAAAAACCCCUUUUGCCAGCGACAAUGAGAAAACAAGAAAAUCCUGUGAACACAGCCCAGAAAAUGGCAAGCCAAAUUCAAACAAACAAAACGGAGAAGCGACAAUGGAGGAAGUGCCAGGGUCAAUUGUCACAUAUACAGAAGAAGAAAUAAAUACCUUCAAAGAUCACAUGGUCCCUGAAAACACGAAAAAGAGUAUGCCACUUGCAUUCAUCCUGAAUCAUGGUACUUAGAAAAGUACAAAACAGAGCUGAACUUGAACAGCAUUUUUAAAACGUUUCAAGGUACUUACCUUAUAUCAAUCGCAACGUUAAAAUCAGUGCUUUGCCUUGGACACUUCAUUUCUUUCAGUUUUGCUACCGAAGAGGUAAAAGGUGUAAAUUAUUUUCCUUCGCGAGCAAAUGACCAAUUUGAAAAAGGAUGCUAUAGAUAACGGCUUGUAAAUUCAAUGAAAUGCCUCUAUUUAUCCUUACAAUUAGUGUGAAGCUUGUUCAUGUGUAAAAAAGUUUGAAAACAAAUGUAAAAACAAGCACAAGGUACAAAAAAAGUUGUCAAAGGUUCAAACAUGUAUGACUGACCUUGCUUCCUAUUCGCUAACGCAAUGACAGGUUUGACAUUUGACUUUGAAAUGGCUUUCUGGGGCGUGCGCUCAGGAUAAAAACAAACAGUAUUAUUGGUGUUUUCUUUUUUUUCUGAUUUUUAUUCGAUUAUGCGAUUCAAGGAAAAUCCAUUACCUGACUCAUGAAUUCCACGUUAAAUUGCACUUGAAAACCAAUAUCGGUUUUCGUGUGCAAUUUAACAUGGAAUUCCCUCGUCAGGUAAUGAAUUUUCCUAUAAAACUUAAUAAUAUACAUGGAAAAAUUUCUUGAAUCAGAUUGGCUUAGAGCAGUGCAGUUUUUAGUAAACACAGUACAAAAACAAGGAAACAUAAGGCACAAAUAAGGAAAUAAAGUGCAAAUUUCUCAGAGAAUGAAAACCUGUGAUUGGCUAAUAAACAAUCAGUGUUCUUCAGCAGCGCGGGCAACUGGCAGUUUCACUGGGAACUCUUUUCCAAAGUGCCAGCUACUCUUAUGAGUCAAAACAUAAAAAAAAACUGUCUGUAACUUUUAUCUUGAAUUUUUGUAAGUUCCAUUUUUUUUCCGCUGAAGGAUAAAACGGCGCCAAGCAAAUCGUGUUCAUUUCUUAGAAUACUAAAAACAUGCAAUUUCAUCGGAAAAUAACAAACAAACAAAAAGCCACAAGAGCUUGUUUGAACGUUUAUCGAAAAACACAUGAAAAUACAUGGAACUAAAGUGCCUUGAACAGCUACAAAAGAAGACAGGUGUUGUUUAUUCAUGGUUGCAAAGCCACUCGCUGAGGCACUUGCCGAUAGAUAGCUGCGCUUGUUUAUCCGACAUGAAGAAUAUAAAUCACAAGCAACCAGAAUACAGGCUAUGCAGCCAUUCACUACAGCAAUCGAGGCGUCAGUAAAGCUUCUUUUCUUGUUCAGCAAAACCAGCUUGUGGCUUCAAACAACUUCAUAACAAGCGACCAAGGUAAUAGUUUAUCUCCGUUGUUCUUACUUUUGUAACUGCUCCAAAAAUCCAAAUUCACAGUAAUUUUGAUGGCUGUUAAGAAUUAUUUUUCUUCACAUUAUCUGCCAGGUUUUUUUAGCUGUCCCACUGUGUAAAAUCCUAGAAUCUCGAUGAGUUUUUAAAAGUGUUCAUCUCUACAAUGUUUUGAUUUUUCAUUCAUCCAGUCCAGGCGAGUCGGUUCACGCGUUGACAGUUCUGAUAGACAUGUGACAUGUGAAUAGCGGAACUCCCUUGUCUUUUCUGGUUUGUUCUAACAAGAUUCAAAGGGAUUUUGUGGGCGUUUUUAAUAAAAUAAUUAUUAUUCCACUUGCGCUUGUUGGAUGAGAUGAUUAUAAUUGCCAACUCGGCGCUAUGCGUCUCGUUGGCUAUUUACCAUCUCAUAUCCAACGUGCCCUCGUGGAAUAAUUGUUAAUUAUAAAAUAACUAAGAUAGUACGUGCAUUCUGAUUGGUUAAAAACCAAUAGUUUAUUGUGCCGGUAAAAUCAUAGAAAACUGAAACAUGCUUUAAAGUUAUUUUAUAAAAGUAAAAGACCACAUUUUCUAAGGGUUUGCUGGUGUAAUAACCCACUUGGGAUGUUGGGAGAAGACUGGAAAAGCUUGUAAACCACCAGCUUAACAUCUCAGAUCUCUGGGCCUCAUGCCCCCAAACCCCCCCUUAGAUACGGUACUCUCGCUUUACCAGCACUUGGUGUCAGGCACCAGUUACUUUACAUUGGGAGCUGGCUACUCUAACACUUCUGGAGAACAUUGAACAAUAGAAAUAUAUAAGAACCAAUGAGCCUCAGGUGUCACAAUCUGCUUGCUUAUCUCCUUAGCCAUGGAAGAACAUGAAAGUCAGGUCCUCCAGGUUGAAUGUAGCAUGGAAUGCUCUCUGCUUGGUGAACAAGAGCAAAGUCAAUCAGCAGGUACAGAUAUAGUUCAUGGUAGAUGGUAUUUAUUAUAAAACUUAAUAAUAUACAUGGAAAAAUUUCUUGAAUGAGAUUGGCUUAGAGCAGUGAACAAUCAGUGUUCUCCAGAAGCGCAGGCGACUGGUGGUUUCGCUGGCUACUCUUAUGACUCAAAACAGUAAAAAAACCUGUCUGUACCUUUUAUCUUGAAUUUUUCAGAAGGUCCUAAAAGAAACAAAAACAAUAACUUGUCGUACAAAAAGCUCUUUGGUGUAUGACAAUUUGCCUUUUGCUAAUGGUAUUAUCGAUAUAUUUACUGAAUGAUUUUUGAUGAGACAUUGCCAGAUAAUAUUUUUAAUUAUAAAAUAACUAAGACAGUACAUGCAUUCUGAUUGGUUAAAAACCAAUAGUUUAUUGUGCUGGUAAUCUCAUAGUAAACUGAAACAUGCUUUAAAGUUAUUUUAUAAAAGUAAAAGACCACAUUUUCUAUGGAUUUACCAGCAUGAUAACUUACUUGGUUCUUGGGAGAACUCUGGAAAAGCUUAUAAAUCAUGAGCAAAACUUCUCAGAUCUCUGGGCUUAAUGUCCCCAAACCCCUCCCUUAGAUACAGUACUCUCGCUUUAUCAGUGCUUGGUGUCAGGCACCAGUUUCUUUGCUUUGGGAGCUGGCUACUCUAAAACUUCUGGAUAACACUGAACAAUAGAAAUAUAUAAGAACCAAUCAGCCUCAGGUGUCACAAUCUGCUUGCCCAACUUAUUAAGAUUAUAUCUUAUCUUCUUAGCCAUAGAAGAACAUGAAAGUGAAGUCCUCCAACUUGAAUGUAGCAUGGAAAGCUCUCUGCCAGGUGAACAAGAGCAAAAUCAUUCAGCAGGUACUGAUAUACCGGUAGUUGUUUAUGGUAGAUGGUAUUUUAUUAUGAAAGUUAAUAAUAUACAUGAAAAAAUUUCUCUGUGAAUUUGAUUGGCUUAGAGCAGUGUACUUUUUAGUAAACACAAUGCAAAAACAAGGAAACAUAAUGCAAAAAGAAAGAAAUAUAAUGCAAUUUUAUCAGAGAAUGAAAAACUGUGAUUGGGCUAAUAAACAAUAGAAAUUUAUCAGAACUAAUUAAGUGCCACAAUUUGCUGGUGGGAAGCAUGUAUACUUUUAAAACUUCCCCCUUUUUGGUGUAAUUAAUUAUGCUCUGUUGUCUUACCUAAGUAAUCUUUCCUUUUUCUUGUAACACUUUUUUUGUCAAUGUUUUAUUUUAUGAAUUUACCUGAUUAUUUUUAUUUAUUUAUUCAUUGUGAGUUUUUUUUUUCAUUUUUGUACCCAAGAUUUUGAAAUUAAUAAAGGUGUGGGUGGGCGUGUGUGUGUAACAAAUAAGAAUGUUAAAACUUUCAUAUAUAUAUUUUUUACAUGGACUCAAAAGAGCAGCUAUAUAAUCAGUGAUUUUGUUACCUCUGCAUUCUAUCUAUGUUCCUGACACAUAAAAAUCGCCAAAGACAUAAAAUAAUUCAUGGAUAUAUCGAUCUGAACGUGUGUAUUUGUAGAAAUAUCCCGUACGUGUAAUUUCUGUGGCAGUUAUGGUUGUUGUUUAGUGAUGCAUAUUUGUUUUAGCCUUUGUUGACUUCUGCUUUAAAAUAGAAGAACUAUAUUUUAAUUUCAGUAUACUAUAAUACAGAGUUUUGGAAUGUGUCUUCAGAUUAACUGUCUGCGGCUGGUACAUAAAGGCCCAAACAUUUUCCAUUUUGGACUCAUUUUUUUUAACUGGGACUCAUUGGUUCUGGACUGGGACUCAUGAUUUCUCACAAGAUGAGUCCCAGAAUUCAUCAUAUUUAUUUGAAACAAAAACGCUGUAUAAUUCAUUGAUUAGACCUUUUGUCGUGUUCUUGUUGUGGUAAACAUGACAAGUCAUCAUGUCUGCACUUAAUUAUCCAUGACUGGAUUGUAGGAUUUUUGUUCUGUUUGUAUUUGAUCGUGCAUUAUUAUUAUGGGAAAACUUACCUUAGGGUUGCAUUACUUUGACUAGGACAAAGUUAAAAUACAUUGAAUUCUCAUAGAGAUAAUAAUUUUUGGAUCAUAAUAAUGAGUUCAUUGGUUGGGUCACUCCCAUUAUAUUUGAUGACUGGUUUAUGAAAUAUCAGCACUUAGAAAAUGAUUGUCAAGGUUGUUGUAUUAUCCGAAGUUUCAAAAGUAGAAAUAUUGUGUAUUUUGUAUUUGAAAUCAGGUUUUGAGAACACUUCCACAGAUACAGCUUUAUAAUAGUAAUUCUUGUACAGUUAUACAAGCAUGCAGUACUAGGGUGCGAAGAAAAGGAGGUCAGUUUUGUGCUUGUCCUUCGGGAAGGCUGUAGCUUGCAUCUGUUAGCCCAAGAAUCGCAACUCUAUUAUCCCUCAGGCAAGAUAAAAAAAUAGAAUCCACUAGCCCCAUAGCUUAUAUGAAUUGUGUAGUUGGUUAAUACAAAUAAUUCAUUUACUAGGAGAAGAGUUGGAACAACACACUCCUGCAGUAGAAAAUGGCCCAAUUGAGGGAGCAAGCAACGUGCAGGAAACACAGCAACCUCUUCCAGAAGUAAAUAAUAGUAGCCACUUAGAAGAUGACCGCCUAAUUGCUAGAGCAAGGGCAGUUGGUGUGGACUAUGAGUUUCCAAAGCCUGGUGAAGUGGAAACGGAGGAUGACAGAAGAAAAGAUUUUAUUUACUUGAAUCCAGUCCAUUCCUUUUUCUCUCCAACAACAAUGAUAUAUUAA
Molecule: messenger RNA, 6256 nt
Organism: Porites lobata
Lineage: Eukaryota; Metazoa; Cnidaria; Anthozoa; Scleractinia; Poritidae
Source: the annotation of a GenBank genome assembly